AGGGAAUUUUAUGAACACUCCGGAUCGUCUCCGGGCGUCACCGUGAGGAGGCGGAGAGUUGGUUGAAGAGAGAGAAGUUCCAUAGAGCAGGAGCCGGGCAUGUUCGGACAUAUCCAGGCAGACCAGCCUACCAACAUGCACGGUGUGCUGUCAUUACGUACUAAUUAGACUUAUUCACAGACCAAAUGUAGCCCAGUCUAUAGGCCGUUGUGACUUGUCAUAGCGCAAACUGAUAUGUUGUCCUGAGGAGCACAUAGCAGAUAAAACUUGCAUUUCAUGGAUUCUUCUUGAGACGCACCACGGCUUAACACUUUCGAAGUUUUGGUCAUACUGGUAGACUUUGGAUACGCGUGGCCAUGUCUCUCCAGGGCAAGGUGAUGAGAGACGGGUUGUUGGAGAAGCGCAGCAGCGGGCUCCUCCAGCUGUGGAAGAAGAAACGCUGCGUACUCACCGAGGACGGGCUGCGCCUGCACGACUGCAAGGGCAGCGGUGGUGGGGAUGCUCCAAGCUCGGCGUUGAGCUCCAAAGCCAAGGAACUCCGCUUUGAGCGCAUGGCCACGGUGGACUGUGUGGAGUACAAACGAGGGCUGGUGUACUUCACUGUGGUCAUGGCCACGGGGAAGGAAAUUGACUUUCGCUGUCCCCAAGAGGGUACGGCAUGGAACGCGGAGAUUGCUUUGGCCCUGGUGCGCUAUAAGAACCUGCUGGCAGUUCAGACAGGGAGGAACCGACACUUGUCUAAAGCAAACCUGGGUAGUACCGGGGAGGAUGAAGAGCUCUGAAUCGAUGAAGCCUUUCUAGUGUCCUGAGGGUGAACCAGUCAGAGCGGAGGUGGGAGGACACCAUCCUUGCGCUGGCUCGAUUCUUUUGGAUACAGCAUGAAUGUGGAUUCAAGGACUGAGAAAAAGUGUUAAAGACAACUGUCUUGACUUCCUACGAGCAUAUUCACAUUGUCAAAACAUAGGAAUCAGAUGUAAAAUGAUUAAAACUGUUUUUUUUUUGUGUCAUGACCUUGUUGAAUGAGGUCAAUGUGGAGCUCGCUGCAUAAGGGAAAGAUGGGUUUUUUUGUGAACUGAGUCUGUAGCACUAACACAUUGUUUGCCCACUUUGCCUUGAUGUUUCAACAUACUUCUAUUUCGAGCAGCUUUCAACGCUGCUGAAACAGGAGUCACUUUGUUCAGUCUCAUUUUUAAUGGCAAUACGUCAUUUGGCUUUGAAAACUUUUGUUAUAGACUGAUCAGAUCAGCAUGUUUUUCUAAAGCUGAGCAUGAAGAAUGCACUUUGUAAACCUUACUAUAUAUUUGCUGAAACCAUGUACAGUAUUAUUCUUAAAAAGAUCA
Messenger RNA from Monopterus albus (swamp eel), 1340 nucleotides. It is a transcript of the gene phlda3, whose product is annotated as pleckstrin homology-like domain, family A, member 3. The transcript is spliced from 2 exons. NCBI's taxonomy places the organism in Eukaryota, Metazoa, Chordata, Actinopteri, Synbranchiformes, Synbranchidae. The coding region runs from base 357 to 782 and encodes 141 amino acids. The record is from RefSeq and is a predicted model, not a curated record. Gene Ontology annotation, biological process: positive regulation of apoptotic process. Gene Ontology annotation, molecular function: phosphatidylinositol phosphate binding.